AACAAUAACAAAUCCACGCGGUUCUCGAUUGCAAAGUACGGCUUUUUGGAUCAUCGUGGUUAAUUUUCCUCAAAUUAAGCAUGGCGAAAAAGGGAAAGGUGGAUGAGGUGGAUUCCUCUGAUGAGGAGAUCUCUUCUGACGUCGAGGAGUCUGCAGAAAGCAUGGACGAGGAGACGGAUUCCGGUGGAGAAUCUGAUUCAAAUGAUGCUAGUGUUGAAGCAGAAACGAAGCCUAAAAAGUCUAAAGAGAAAGAGAAAAUUAAUGCCAGAACGCUUACAGACCAGCAGCUGAUUGUGGAGAUUUCCAAGUUGAAGAAAAUUGCCAAAGUGUGUAAAAUUCACAUUAUUCAAUCGUUAAUUCGCAAAGCAAGGAAACUGCAAAGUCAAGUUGACAAAGAUCCUAAAAACAAAGAGAGAGCAGAUCUCCAGCUCGAGAGCAUGGAAGCAAUCAAGAGACUUGGAGUUGAGGAUGCUGUGAAAUUUGCCAUCACUAAUGACUUAAAGACUUGCCAAACUGUCCUGAGUUCUAGCACCAGCAAUACAAAACAAAAAGCCAUGGCAAGAGUUGCAAUUGAAGCUAAAUUGCGUCAGUACAUUACAGAAAUAGCAGCUAAGUACGACGGCUGGGAUGAAGCUGCCUCUAAAUUCUGCCCCGAAGCAAAAGUAACAAAGAAGAGGAAAUUCCGAAAGCGGAAGCCCAAAGCUGACAAAAGAACCAAGAAACCCAAAUCAAAACGUGCGGAAUCUUCCAAGAAGGAAAAAGCUGUGAAAUCAGUUGAGAAAAAAGUAGAUGAACCAGACGAGAAAAAAGAAGACAUCAUUGAUUUAAAACAUUCCAACAAAAUACCGUCAAGCACAAAAAUUGAGAAGGACAUAAAAGAAGCCAAACCAAAAACACCGAAACAGAAACUCGUAGAAGAAGCUGUAGAAAUCAAGAGUCCCUUAUUGAAAUUCUGCAAGAAAAGUCCUGUGCAGCCCAAAGUGGCAACUGCAGUUGUGAAGAAACUAGAAACUCUGCAAGAUUUGGAGCAACUCUUUCAUGGUACUGUUGCUGAAGAAAAUGGUGUCGAAAAUAAAGGCAAAAAAGAUUCGUUUUUCUUGUCAUCCGAUGGCCUGGAAGUUUCGAGCGACGAGGAAGUGCAGAAGGAUGAAUCCGAGAGCAGUGAAGAGGAGUACAAUGACAAGUCGUACCAGAGCAGAACUUACCACGCUCGAAACAAGGAACUGAAUGAACGAACAAGAUCCUCAUUUGGAGAUUUGCAUAGCAAUGCUAAGAAGGGGCAGAAGAGUCCUAAACCUCGAGACUCGGGAAAAGGAUUCAAGAAUGGAAAAUUGGGCAUUGAGAGAAGAAAUAAAAGUGGAGAUUACCAAGAGAAACAAAGACCACCUUCACAGGAGGCAGAAAAACUCCAUCCUUCGUGGGAGGCAAAGAGGAAGCAGAGUGCUAUUCAAAUUUCCACCACUCCGACAAACAAGAAAAUUAAGUUUGAUUGAAUUUUCUAAAAUUCCUAUUAAUGUUCAGACAAAAUAAACAUAACUUUGUA
Neocloeon triangulifer is the source of this 1543-nucleotide messenger RNA. Its product is annotated as DNA ligase 1-like. Lineage: Eukaryota; Metazoa; Arthropoda; Insecta; Ephemeroptera; Baetidae. The transcript has 6 exons. The record is from RefSeq and is a predicted model, not a curated record. Bases 81 to 1493 code for a protein of 470 amino acids.